AUGCAGCUAUUUUCACAUCUACAAGUUGAAAAUACGGGAGCACCACGGAAAUGCUUGAUACCUUUCUUCCACAUCGGGGAAGGAAGGCCCAUCAACCGGGCUGUGCAGAUAGAGUUUUCAAUUAUCGCAAUAGAAGGCUAUCGCGGUGCAGAGGACCUCAGCACGGCCAAACUUCCUCUACUUAACGCUGCAUAA
Molecule: messenger RNA, 195 nt
Organism: Plasmopara halstedii
Lineage: Eukaryota; Oomycota; Peronosporomycetes; Peronosporales; Peronosporaceae
Exons: 2
Coding region: 1-195 (64 amino acids)
Source: RefSeq, a predicted model, not a curated record